CGAACUCAGGAGAGAAGCAGCACAGUGAUAAUACUCCUUGAACACAACCAAGAUGAGGCUCCUGGCUUGGCUUUGGGUGGCAGCUUCAUGGGUGGCAGCCGCCAGUAGUUUAAUCCUGACUCAGAUCCCAAACUCUGUAAUUGUGCCAGAAAACAACUCUGUUUCCAUUAGUUGCAAAGGGGAAGCACAAAACAACCAAAAGGCAGUUUUCUGGUACCGGCAGACCAACGGAACAACCGACUUUCAGUUCCUCAUGCAUACAAGCACCAUCGGCAGAGAAACGCAUGCGAAAGGCAUAGAGCAACGGUUCAAAACUACUCUGAGAUCCGGACCCGAACUCUGCAUCUUGAAGAUCAGUAUGCUCAAGAAAGAAGACAGCGGGAUGUAUUACUGCACUGUCUUGCAUGAUGGGAUUUACACAGCGGCCAGAGGAACCAACCUGACAGUAGGAGAGCUUCCUCCACCUCCACCCCCAACCACUAAGCCCACGAAGCCAAAGCCAAAAAAACCCUGCCACUGUUCCAGUGGGAUUCUAAAGACAAAGGGCUUCUCCUGUGGCUCUCUGGUUUUGGGGCCCCUGGCUGCAGGUGCCGCCGCCCUGCUUGUUGCUGUGGUCAGCACCCUGUACUAUUUUAGCAGGCUGCCCAAGAAGUGUCGUCACAGAAUGAUAAAGAAAAAGCUGUUGCAUUGAAACGUCUCUUUACUAGGGGUUCCUGGGGGCCAUCAAUCAAGGGCCCCCUUGUUUGUCAUCCUGUGAGACAGGAGUACAUGAUAUGAAUGAAUGAAUGAAUGUUGGGAACUCUGCAACAGAAAACUUCACAAGACUUUCAUAAAAUCUUGAAAUGCAUACUGAUAGUUCAAAGAAAUUAUACAAAUGGUAACAAUUUACUGUGUGUCUUUAACUGCACUGUAAUAACACAGCAAUGACACAUGCUGUAGUCAUGUAGUUACGAUGCACCGUUCAAUUACAGUGUAUUUACUGAAGCUGUUGUGUUUUAACCAAGAGGUUUCCCGGUAAUUACAUUGUAGUUAGAGGCGUUUACUGUAAAGUGUUAUCUCAUCAAUAAUUCAUGUCAUUUCCAUGGCUUGUCCUUGCUUCAUGUGUGGGUAUUUGCAUUUGAAAACAGGGCUGUGAUGAGUUAACAGAGUGCAGUCUGAGCCUCACCCCAGCAUAGAGAGCUUCAUUAAUACCACUCUCUCUUCACUGCCUAUACCCGCUGUAGCUUCAUUAAUACCACUCUCUCUCUCUUCACUGCCUGUACCCGCUGUAGCUUCAUUAAUACCACUCUCUCUCUCUUCACUGCCUGUACCCGCUGUAGCUUCAUUAAUACCACUCUCUCUCUCUUCACUGCCUGUACCCGCUGUAGCUUCAUUAAUACCACUCUCUCUUCUUCACUGCCUGUACCCGCUGUAGCUUCAUUAAUACCACUCUCUCUUCACUGCCUAUACCCGCUGUAGCUUCAUUAAUACCACUCUCUCUUCACUGCCUGUACCCGCUGUAGCUUCAUUAAUACCACUCUCUCUUCACUGCCUGUACCCGCUGUAGCUUCAUUAAUACCACUCUCUCUUCACUGCCUGUACUCGCUGUAGCUUCAUUAAUACCACUCUCUCUUCACUGCCUGUACCCGCUGUAGCUUCAUUAAUACCACUCUCUCUUCACUGCCUGUACCCGCUGUAGCUUCAUUAAUACCACUCUCUCUUCACUGCCUGUACCCGCUGUAGCUUCAUUAAUACCACUCUCUCUUCUUCACUGCCUGUACCCGCUGUAGCUUCAUUAAUACCACUCUCUCUUCACUGCCUGUACCCGCUGUAGCUUCAUUAAUACCACUCUCUCUUCACUGCCUGUACCCGCUGUAGCUUCAUUAAUACCACUCUCUCUUCACUGCCUGUACCCGCUGUAGCUUCAUUAAUACCACUCUCUCUUCUUCACUGCCUGUACCCGCUGUAGCUUCAUUAAUACCACUCUCUCUUCACUGCCUGUACCCGCUGUAGCUUCAUUAAUACCACUGUCUCUUCUUCACUGCUUGUACCCGCUGUAGCUUCAUUAAUACCACUCUCUCUUCACUGCCUGUACCCGCUGUAGCUUCAUUAAUACCACUCUCUCUUCACUGCCUGUACCCGCUGUAGCUUCAUGAAUACCACUCUCUCUUCACUGCCUGUACCCGCUGUAGCUUCAUUAAUACCACUCUCUCUUCUUCACUGCCUGUACCCGCUGUAGCUUCAUGAAUACCACUCUCUCUUCACUGCCUGUACCCGCUGUAGCUUCAUUAAUACCACUCUCUCUUCUUCACUGCCUGUACCCGCUGUAGCUUCAUUAAUACCACUCUCUCUUCACUGCCUAUACCCGCUGUAGCUUCAUUAAUACCACUCUCUCUUCUUCACUGCCUAUACCCGCUGUAGCUUCAUUAAUACCACUCUCUCUUCACUGCCUAUACCCGCUGUAGCUUCAUUAAUACCACUCUCUCUUCACUGCCUGUACCCGCUGUAGCUUCAUUAAUACCACUCUCUCUCUCUUCACUGCCUGUACCCGCUGUAGCUUCAUUAAUACCACUCUCUCUUCUUCACUGCCUGUACCCGCUGUAGCUUCAUUAAUACCACUCUCUCUUCACUGCCUAUACCCGCUGUAGCUUCAUUAAUACCACUCUCUCUUCACUGCCUAUACCCGCUGUAGCUUCAUUAAUACCACUCUCUCUUCACUGCCUAUACCCGCUGUAGCUUCAUUAAUACCACUCUCUCUUCACUGCCUGUACCCGCUGUAGCUUCAUUAAUACCACUCUCUCUUCACUGCCUGUACCCGCUGUAGCUUCAUUAAUACCACUCUCUCUUCACUGCCUGUACCCGCUGUAGCUUCAUUAAUACCACUCUCUCUUCACUGCCUGUACCCGCUGUAGCUUCAUUAAUACCACUCUCUCUUCACUGCCUGUACCCGCUGUAGCUUCAUUAAUACCACUCUCUCUCUUCACUGCCUGUACCCGCUGUAGCUUCAUUAAUACCACUCUCUCUUCUUCACUGUAGUUGCCCCCCAAAUAUAGUGAUUGGGACUCCUAUUUCAGCACAAUCGUGACGCUUCAUUGUAGAGUCCCUUGGCUUUUUUUUUAAAUUCAUAACAUGAUAAUGCAUUACAGCAUUGUAAAAAAAGGCUUACAACACAUUCAGUAAAACUUUACACCAGUAAUGUAUAACAAACUGAUCUUCCUUGUUAAUAAUCUGAACGUAUUAAUAACACAUGUCUUCAUUUGAGCAAGUCCUUAAACUAAAGUGUGGCCUUUAAAAAUACUCUUUAUUGCUUUCCUUUUACCAGCCUAUGCGUAACAUUCCAAUCUAUAAACAACCUGCUACUACCAAUGAUUUUCAGAAAAUGUGCAUUUCUUUAUUUUCCUACUUGUAAAUAUUUUCAGAAAAUGAUACUUUUAAAAGUGUUUUUUCUUUAAUAAAUAAAUAAAUACAUGUUUUGAAA
Acipenser ruthenus (sterlet) is the source of this 3457-nucleotide messenger RNA. Its product is annotated as T-cell surface glycoprotein CD8 beta chain-like. The transcript has 7 exons. Lineage: Eukaryota; Metazoa; Chordata; Actinopteri; Acipenseriformes; Acipenseridae. Gene Ontology annotation, biological process: regulation of immune response. The coding region runs from base 53 to 691 and encodes 212 amino acids. Gene Ontology annotation, molecular function: coreceptor activity; MHC class I protein binding. The record is from RefSeq and is a predicted model, not a curated record. Gene Ontology annotation, cellular component: cell surface.